AUGGCGACUAAGCGCAAAGCCUCGGCGAUGGGGACUGGCGUUGAAAAUGAGCCAGUGGACCCGUCUGAUGAGCUUGCCUUCUACUGCCUGGGUGGAGGCAAUGAGGUCGGACGAUCAUGUCACAUCAUUCAGUACAAGGGCAAAACGGUCAUGUUCGACGCGGGUAUGCAUCCAGCAAAGGAAGGGUUCUCUGCGCUUCCAUUUUUCGAUGAGUUUGAUCUGAGCACUGUCGAUAUCCUUUUGAUCAGUCACUUUCACGUUGACCACUCCUCCGCACUCCCCUACGUUCUGAGCAAGACAAACUUCAAAGGUCGAGUCUUCAUGACCCACGCGACAAAGGCCAUCUACAAGUGGCUGAUCCAAGACAAUGUCCGGGUCAGCAAUACCUCAUCCUCUUCCGACCAACGAACCUCCUUAUACACAGAACGCGAUCAUCUUUCAACUCUCCCCCUGAUUGAAACAAUUGACUUCAAUACCACGCACACAAUCAACAGCAUUCGAAUCACGCCUUUCCCCGCUGGUCAUGUUUUGGGCGCCGCCAUGUUCCUUGUAUCUAUCGCGGGCUUGAAUAUCCUCUUUACGGGUGAUUACUCACGCGAAGAGGACCGCCAUUUGAUACCUGCCGAGGUUCCCCGGGGCAUUAAAAUUGAUGUAUUAAUCACCGAGUCCACAUUUGGCAUUUCUUCUAAUCCACCCCGAUUGGAGCGGGAGGCCGCACUUAUGAAAUCGAUUACGGGAAUCCUGAAUCGCGGAGGGCGAGUUUUGAUGCCCGUAUUCGCGCUUGGUCGUGCUCAAGAGUUGCUGCUCAUUCUUGAAGAAUAUUGGGAGCGGCAUCCUGAGCUACAGAAAGUUCCGAUUUACUAUAUCGGUAACAUGGCCCGACGGUGUAUGGUGGUGUAUCAGACAUACAUCGGUGCCAUGAAUGACAACAUCAAACGACUUUUCAGGCAGCGCAUGGCUGAAGCGGAGGCGAGCGGAGACAAGAGCGCCACAGCAGGCCCUUGGGAUUUCCGUUUUGUGAGAAGUCUUCGUAGCCUUGAACGGUUUGACGAUGUUGGUGGAUGCGUGAUGAUAGCGUCCCCCGGUAUGCUGCAGACCGGUACGAGUCGUGAGCUGCUCGAAAGAUGGGCACCCAGCGACCGCAAUGGUGUGGUGAUGACAGGUUAUAGCGUCGAGGGAACAAUGGCAAAGCAGCUGCUCAACGAGCCCGAAGCCAUUCCUGCCAUCAUGUCAAAAGUGUCAACGGGGCAAGGUCGUGGGCGUGUUCCGGGAGGGAAUGAUGAGGAUCAAAAGGUCAUGAUACCACGUCGUUGCACCAUCGAUGAAAUCAGCUUUGCCGCGCAUGUUGACGGUGUUGAGAACCGAAACUUCAUCGAAGAAGUAGCUGCGCCGGUGGUUAUUUUGGUACAUGGUGAAAAGCAUCAAAUGAUGCGCCUGAAGUCCAAGCUCCUAUCUCUCAACGCUCAGAAGGCUACUCCAACCAAAGUCUUUACGCCUGCCAACUGUUCCGAACUUCGCAUUCCAUUCCGCAAAGACAAGUUUGCUCGCGUCGUCGGCAGACUGGCAGACAUUGUACCCCCCGGCCCUGAAGAUGAGAGCCAAUUGAUGGCAGGAGUUCUAGUUCAGAACGGCUUUGAUCUGUCCCUCAUGGCUGCGGACGAUCUUCGGGAAUAUGCCGGCUUGACAACUACCACUAUUGUUUGCAAGCAACAUCUAACACUCAGCUCUGCGAGCAUGGAUCUUAUCCGAUGGGCGCUUGAAGGUACAUUCGGGGCCAUUGAGGAGACCGGGCUUCGAUCUCAUCAAAAACGCAAGAAAGAGACGAACGACGACUCUUCGUUGACAGACCCGAAGCAGGAAGCCGCGGACGAGGAGAUCCAUAUGGAGGAAAAAAAAACAUAUUUGGUGAUGGGAUGUGUGACUCUUCAUUAUCACCCCCGAACCCGCGAGAUCGAACUUGAGUGGGAAGGUAAUAUGAUGAACGACGGCGUUGCUGAUGCAGUAAUGGCUGUACUUCUUACAGUAGAGAGCAGUCCAGCCUCCGUCAAGCAAUCUGCAAAAGAUAAACAUCACCAUCACCAUCAUCAUGACGACGAAUCUUUUUCACCUGCUCGGAAUCCCCAUGCAUAUGUUGGACCCGAAGACCGCCUGGCUCGCCUUCUCAUGAUGCUGGAGGCCCAGUUUGGAUCAGAUAUUGGUCCGAUUGAGAGACCGCGGGUUCCAGCAGAUCUGGUCAACGGCACAUCCGAAGCCACUGAGGCAGUCAAGGAAGAGCGUGUGGCAGAUAUUGAAUCAGCAGAGCUGGACCGCCUCCAUGCCUUGGGUAUUCCAGUACCUGGUCUUGAGAUUAAGGUAGACAAGCAUGUUGCGCGAGUAUGGCUUGAGACUUUGGAAGUGGAGUGCGCAAACGCUGUGCUUCGUGAUCGUGUCCGAGUCGUUGUUGAACGGGCAGUUGAGACGGUCGCAGGGUUGUGGGCACCUAGCUCUAUGCCCACGGAGAUUUCUGUUCCAAACGGUUCCUCCAAGAUGCAUCUCGAGACGGAUGGCCUUGCGAAAAAAGCGGGUGCAAUUGAAGCCUAA
Molecule: messenger RNA, 2580 nt
Organism: Penicillium oxalicum
Lineage: Eukaryota; Fungi; Ascomycota; Eurotiomycetes; Eurotiales; Aspergillaceae
Gene: ysh1
Product: cleavage polyadenylation factor subunit YSH1
Exons: 5
Coding region: 1-2580 (859 amino acids)
Biological process (GO): mRNA 3'-end processing by stem-loop binding and cleavage
Cellular component (GO): mRNA cleavage and polyadenylation specificity factor complex
Molecular function (GO): RNA binding; RNA endonuclease activity; 5'-3' exonuclease activity
Source: RefSeq, a predicted model, not a curated record